AUGUUUUUGCUCUACUUUUCGAUGUUUUCAAGAAUUGUUUCCGCCGAGGGGGCGUUUUUCCGGAGCCAACAAAAAGACGAGCCAGAUCUCAGUGAUGAUGAAAAACUGCAGAUUUGCAGUGAACUGUUCUUCCAGUCUCCAAAAACUUUUCUUGCGCGGUACGGGAAGUAUUUGCUCAAGGAUGACAUACCUUUGUUCAGUGACUUUCGUGAUGAUUAUGAAGUGGAUUUUCAUCUUAGAGGUAUGUGCGAAAUUGAAGCUUUUGGAAACCGCGCUUGCGUUGUUCGAAAUCGGCGUUAUAACAAGCUACGCCACUUGGUAGAAGAAGGUCAGUACUUCAGCGAUUACGAGAUGCGUAAAAGGGAUCCAUUGCUGUACGAAAGUUUGAUUGGUCGAUUCCAGAGUGAACAAGAAGUCAGGGCUGUGUUUCAUAGCAACGAACACCAGUCAAGCACGUUGAGUGAUAUGAUCCUCAAGUUUUACGACACUAAAAAUGUAAGAAGUUUGCAUUUCAUAUCUCGGCCCUUAAGAGUAGUCAGGAAGAAUUAUUCCGAGCACGUCUGA
Molecule: messenger RNA, 564 nt
Organism: Soboliphyme baturini
Lineage: Eukaryota; Metazoa; Nematoda; Enoplea; Dioctophymatida; Soboliphymatidae
Source: the annotation of a GenBank genome assembly